Molecule: messenger RNA, 1647 nt
Organism: Galeopterus variegatus (Sunda flying lemur)
Lineage: Eukaryota; Metazoa; Chordata; Mammalia; Dermoptera; Cynocephalidae
Exons: 4
Coding region: 1-1647 (548 amino acids)
Source: RefSeq, a predicted model, not a curated record
AUGUCGCCGUGCCAGGUCUCCUCUAGCGGGGGCAGCUUGGCCUCACGUUUGGCAGUAGGACUCUCAACGCCUCUGCUCCUGGCGGAAAGUAGGGCAGCCCUGAUGCACUCGGCAGCCCGCUACAUACGUAACUAUAGCUGCACCUGUAUCUAUGCCUAUACCUGUAUCUAUGUCUAUACCUGUAUCUAUGUCUACAGCUACAUAUGUAACUAUAGCUGCACCUGUAUCUAUGCCUAUACCUGUAUCUAUGUCUAUACCUGUGUCUAUAGCUACAUAUGUAACUAUAGCUGCACCUGUAUCUAUGCCUAUACCUGUAUCUAUAUCUAUAGCUACAUAUGUAUCUAUAGCUGCACCUGUAUCUAUGCCUAUACCUGUAUCUAUGUCUAUAGCUACAUAUGUAACUAUAGCUGCACCUGUAUCUAUGCCUAUACCUGUAUCUAUGUCUAUAGCUACAUGCGUAACUAUAGCUGCACCUGUGUCUAUGCCUAUACCUGUAUCUAUAUCUAUAGCUACAUAUGUAUCUAUAGCUGCACCUGUGUCUAUGCCUAUACCUGUAUCUAUGUNAUCUACAUGCGUAACUAUAGCUGCACCUGUGUCUAUGCCUAUACCUGUAUCUAUAUCUAUAGCUACAUAUGUAUCUAUAGCUGCACCUGUGUCUAUGCCUAUACCUGUAUCUAUGUCUAUAGCUACAUAUGUAACUAUAGCUGCACCUGUAUCUAUGCCUAUACCUGUAUCUAUGUCUAUAGCUACAUACGUAACUAUAGCUGCACCUGUGUCUAUGCCUAUACCUGUAUCUAUAUCUAUAGCUACAUAUGUAUCUAUAGCUGCACCUGUAUCUAUGCCUAUACCUGUAUCUAUGUCUAUAGCUACAUAUGUAACUAUAGCUGCACCUGUGUCUAUGCCUAUACCUGUAUCUAUAUCUAUAGCUACAUAUGUAUCUAUAGCUGCACCUGUAUCUAUGCCUAUACCUGUAUCUAUGUCUAUAGCUACAUAUGUAACUAUAGCUGCACCUGUGUCUAUGCCUAUACCUGUAUCUAUGUCUAUAGCUACAUAUGUAACUAUAGCUGCACCUGUGUCUAUGCCUAUACCUGUAUCUAUGUCUAUAGCUACAUAUGUAACUAUAGCUGCACCUGUGUCUAUGCCUAUACCUGUAUCUAUGUCUAUAGCUACAUAUGUAACUAUAGCUGCACCUGUGUCUAUGCCUAUACCUGUAUCUAUGUCUAUAGCUACAUAUGUAACUAUAGCUGCACCUGUGUCUAUGCCUAUACCUGUAUCUAUGUCUAUAGCUACAUAUGUAACUAUAGCUGCACCUGUGUCUAUGCCUAUACCUGUAUCUAUGUCUAUAGCUACAUAUGUAACUAUAGCUGCACCUGUGUCUAUGCCUAUACCUGUAUCUAUGUCUAUAGCUACAUAUGUAACUAUAGCUGCACCUGUAUCUAUGCCUAUACCUGUAUCUAUGUCUAUAGCUACAUACAAGAAGAAAUCUACUCAGCGCCGUUCAGUGACCUGUGUGAGGCAAGCCAGCCAGAGGCAGCAGAACCAAGGACAGGCCUGGGUCUGCGCCUGCCUCCCCCUUUCCAGGUGGACAUGCAUGAGCUGAAUCAGUGCUGCUCAGACUCCAGGAUCACCACGCCGGCCACUCCGUGA